Molecule: messenger RNA, 936 nt
Organism: Pseudophryne corroboree (corroboree frog)
Lineage: Eukaryota; Metazoa; Chordata; Amphibia; Anura; Myobatrachidae
Product: olfactory receptor 2T5-like
Exons: 1
Coding region: 1-936 (311 amino acids)
Biological process (GO): detection of chemical stimulus involved in sensory perception of smell; G protein-coupled receptor signaling pathway
Cellular component (GO): plasma membrane
Molecular function (GO): G protein-coupled receptor activity; olfactory receptor activity
Source: RefSeq, a predicted model, not a curated record
AUGGAUGAAAACAGCAAUAAUUACACUCUGCAAAAAGAUUUCCAUAUCAUCGCAUUUUCCAGAAAUCCAGGCAAACCAGCUAUUCUUUUUAUCUUGGUUUUAUUUAUGUACUUAGUGUCUGCAUUUGGAAAUAUGCUUAUUAUAGAACUUGUAUGUCUGUCUCCCAAGCUACACACUCCCAUGUACUUCUUCCUCUGUAAUCUGUCAUUGCAGGACAUAGUUUAUAUUUCCUCCAUCCUACCAAAGCUUCUGGCCAUCACAAUAACAGGUGACACCAGUAUAUCAUUCCCAGGAUGCCUCAUACAGAUAUUUAUGUUUAUAUUUUGCCUUGAUACUGAGUUUUUCCUUCUGACCUCCAUGGCUUAUGACCGUUAUCUGGCCAUUUGUAAACCACUUCAGUAUUCGCUCAUUAUGAACAACAGGUUGUGCUUCCUGUUGAUUAUUUCUUGUUGGAUUGCUGGUGCUCUAAAUGGCCAGAUGUUCUCAUUGCUAAUUUCUAAAUUAUCAUUCUGUAAAUCUCUGGAAAUUAACCACUUUUUCUGUGAACUUAAAACAGUGUUGAACCUUUCAUGUAAUGACAUAACAUACAUUAUUACUAUGAUAUUCAUUGAAGGAUUAUGCAUUGGUGUUUUUCCCUUUAUCUUUAUUCUGACCACCUAUAUUUUCAUCAUCUCUACUAUCCUGAAGAUUAAUACUUCAGCAGGAAGACUUAAGACCUUCUCCAGCUGUUCCUCUCACUUAGUUAUUGUUAUAUUACUCUAUGGAACAUCCCUUGGGUUUUACAUGAGAACAGACUCUGAACAGUCAAAUGAACAAGAUAAACUUCUUUCCCUGUUAUACACAGCUGUGGUUCCAAUGUUAAAUCCAUUGGUGUACAGUUUGAGGAAUAGAGAGGUUAUAAAAGCAAUGAAAAAAUUAGUGAAAAUUACUUUAUGA